AUGAUUGGUUCUAUAAAAGGUUUUGUUACAUUGGCAAAAAAGUGUAAUAAAAAUAUACUUGCAACUCACUGUUUCCUUCAUAGAGAAGCCUUAGUAGCAAAAACUAUCGGUCCUCAGUUAAAAAAUGUUCUUGAUGAAGUGGUAAAAAUGGUAAAUUUUAUUAAAAUGAGACCAUUAAAAACACGACUUUUUUCUUUAUUAUGUGAAGUAAUGGAAUCACAAUUUACUAAACUUAUUUUACAUACAGAAGUACGAUGGCUAUCUCGUGGUAAAGUUUUGUCCAGAGUACAUGAGUUAAAAAAUGAACUUAUUGUGUUUUUUACUCUUGAAAAUGUACCCGAAUUGUGUGAAUUAUUAACGAACGAAAAAUGGUUGGAAAAACUAUCAUACUUGGCAGACAUAUUUUCACACUUAAAUCAAAUAAAUUCAAGUAUGCAAGGACCAAAUGAAAAUAUAUUAACGCCGUGUAGUAAGUUAUUUACUCUUAAAGAUAAAUUAAAAAUCUGGAAAAAACGUGUGCAAAAAAAUCAAUUUGAUAUGUUUCCUUCAUUAUCUGUAACAGAAGAAAGUUCCGAAGUUAUGACAUUUAUAAUGGAGCAUUUAACUGCCUUAGAAGAAAGUAUAGACGAGUAUUUUCCUAAUUUAGAUAUUUCCAAGUAUGAUUGGAUAAAUGAUCCAUUUGAUAAAAAUAUAUGUUUAACUGAAUUUAGCCUUGAAGAAGAAGAAGAGCUCGCUGAAAUACGAAACAAUCGAACUCUUUUAUUAAAAUACAAAAAUGAAUUUUGGAUUCAGGUUGAAAAAAUUCACGCUGAAAUUGGCAAAAAAGCUCUAAAAAUAUUACUGCAGUUUUCGACAUCAUAUUUAUGUGAACAAGGAUUUUCCACUCUUGUUAACAUAAAAUCAAAUAAACGAAUGAAAAUGGAGUUCAUUGAAGAAGAAAUGAGAGUAUGUCUUUCAACUAUUCGACCACAAAUAAAAGAUUUGUGUAAAAAAAAACAAGCCUAA
Sipha flava (yellow sugarcane aphid) is the source of this 1005-nucleotide messenger RNA. Its product is annotated as zinc finger BED domain-containing protein 5-like. NCBI's taxonomy places the organism in Eukaryota, Metazoa, Arthropoda, Insecta, Hemiptera, Aphididae. Bases 1 to 1005 code for a protein of 334 amino acids. The transcript has a single exon. The record is from RefSeq and is a predicted model, not a curated record.